This is a messenger RNA of Vigna angularis (adzuki bean), 1297 nucleotides long. Its product is annotated as transcription factor MYB80. The transcript is spliced from 3 exons. The record is from RefSeq and is a predicted model, not a curated record. Bases 320 to 1297 code for a protein of 325 amino acids. Lineage: Eukaryota; Viridiplantae; Streptophyta; Magnoliopsida; Fabales; Fabaceae.
UUCCCCUCACACGCUCAAUGGCGUUGAAAUUCUUUAACAAAAUCAUGCGCCUUUGAUGCCUUUAUGCCAUGCAAUUCCAAUUGGCACCCCUUAUAUAUUAAGAAUAAGAAGCCUACCAGAAAAACAAAAACCAACUCAAACAAAUAUUCCACGUCUUCCCUUUUGGCCUCAAAGAAUUGAAAGACGGGUAGAGAGAAUUCACAACUUGUGUUGAAAGAAAGAAAGAAAAGACAAUUAUUCUAGUCCUGACAGCCCUGGAAAUUGAAAUUUCUUUCCGGGUAGGAGAAUUAACAAAUUGAAAAGCAAAAAUAUUAGAGACAUGGGGCGUAUUCCAUGCUGUGAGAAGGACAACGUGAAAAGAGGACAGUGGACACCUGAGGAAGAUCACAAACUCUCCUCCUACAUUGCUCAACAUGGCACUCGCAACUGGCGUCUAAUUCCCAAGAAUGCUGGUCUCCAGAGAUGUGGGAAGAGCUGCAGGCUAAGGUGGACUAAUUACCUUCGUCCUGAUCUCAAACAUGGCCAAUUCUCGGAUUCAGAAGAACAAACCAUUGUGAAGCUUCAUUCAGUUUUCGGUAACAGAUGGUCACUGAUAGCAGCCCAGCUGCCAGGACGCACUGACAAUGAUGUCAAAAACCAUUGGAACACCAAGCUAAAAAAGAAACUGUCAGGUAUGGGUAUAGACCCUGUAACCCACAAGCCAUUUUCCCAUCUAAUGGCCGAAAUUGCUACCACAUUGGCACCUCCACAGGCAGCUCACUUGGCUGAAGCAGCCCUUGGCUGUUUCAAAGAUGAGGUGCUCCACCUUCUUACCAAGAAGCCAAUUAACUUCCAUGGCCAGCAUUCCGCUGCAGCACUGGGGAAUAACUUCACUGAUUACAUUAAUUGUAAGCCAGAUGAAAAGGACGCAACUGUUGAGAAGAUCAAGUUUGACCUAUCCAAGGCCAUGCAACAAGAAUCUGAAAUGAUGCCCUCAAAUAAACAUUGGGACUCCACUGCAAAUACAUCUGCAAGUUUUGUGAUGCCAUAUAGUGUUUUCCCAACAAUAUCUGGUUAUCAAUUCUCCCCGUCAUCUUUCGGCAAUAAAGGGGGUGCAUCUCCAUGGAGCCAAAGUGUAUGCACUGGGAGCACAUGCACAGUCAUGGAUCGGCAGAGCCAAUUGCAUGAAAAACUUGAAGAGGAAAAUGAUGAUGAUUCUGAGGCCACGAAGGAAAUUCGAAAUCUAUCCAAUAUAUUCAACUCAGAUUGUGUCGUGUGGGAUCUACCCGCUGAUGAUUUAAUUAACCCCAUGGUUUAA